Molecule: messenger RNA, 1137 nt
Organism: Lactuca saligna
Lineage: Eukaryota; Viridiplantae; Streptophyta; Magnoliopsida; Asterales; Asteraceae
Source: the annotation of a GenBank genome assembly
AUGGCAGUGGCGGGGGGAAAUACUAGGGCGGGGUAUGGGGAAGAAGGGCUAUGGUUAUGUGGGAAAAACCCUGAUAAAAGUGACGAAUGUUUCCAAUUCAUUGUAGACGAGUUGGAUAAAUUGAGGGAAGUAAGCACUAAGCAGCCCGAGAGAUAUAUGCAGAGGUCACUCCCACCGCUAUCAGUAAACAUCUCAGACCAGAUGCAGCAGCAGCAUAACCAAAUCGCGAUUCCAAUUGGUCCGCCACCACCACUGCCACUAAAUCUACCAUGUGGACAGCUAAUUGAAGGUACUAGAGAAGACUACAUCAAGUUUUGUGUUCCACUUUUUGAAGCAUUAAUGAAAGGGGAUUGGAUAGCUGCUAAAGCCAUCUUUGAUAUAAAACCUGGGCUAGUAAGGUUUGCUGUCACAAAAAAUUUUGAUACACCACUUCACAUUGCAGCAGCUGCAGAAAGCACCAGAUCUUCGAAAGAAUUUGUUGAAAAUUUAGUGAAAUUGAUGGAAAAGAAGGAUAUGGAAUUACAAAAUAAAAGUUAUAACACUGCCUUCAGUUUAGCAGCUAUGGUAGGAAAUGUCGAAACAACAAAAAUAAUUUUAGAAAAGAACAAAGCAGUGCUAGAAAUCCCUGGUAGUCAAGGGAUGAUGCCACUUUAUGUGGCUGCCGUAAGUGGAAAUUACGAUAUGGUGACGUGUCUCUAUGAUAUCUCCAAAAAAAUGUCUGGCGAUUUUUGGACGAAUGAGAUGCGGGGCUGGGUUCUCAAAAAAUGUGUCGAAGGUGAUCUCUAUGAAGUUGCUGGAAAAAUAGUGAAUGAUUGCACCCAACUCACCUCCAAUAAGAAAUUACUCAGUGAUGUCCUCUUAGUUUUGGCUCAGAAGACUGAUGCAUUUAGAGAGAAAGAACCAAAUCAUAUCUUGAGAAUUAUCGAGUCAAUUGUAAGAAGUUUUUUAAUAUUCUCUAGAUUUUACCGUUUCCAACACCUAUCGAGUCAAGUGCUAUGUGUCAUUCAUAGUCUUGCCAUUAUGUCACGAGCUGCCGCGUGGUCUUCCUUGCUAGGCGGGGCCAAAACCAUGGGUCUUACAGACAUGUGUCAGGAGCCACCUCCAGGUCUUCCAUGCAAGUAUCACAAAGACAACUAG